AUGGCGGCUACCAUCGACCUUGCGGACGAGCUCGGCGCCGCCGCCGCCGCGUCCAGCAGCAGCAUUCCCUCGUCAUCGUCGUCGUCAACGACCGCAGCACCCGCCUCCUCCCCACAACAACGCAAGAAGACGACCCCGCCACCACCGCUGCUAGCGACGAGCGCCGCGCGCCCGCCGCCAGCAACAACAUCCUCGGCCUCCCCGCUCUCGCCCGUGUCCCCGCGUAACCUUCCGCGCCGAUCACCCGCGUCCCCACCGCCCGCGUCGUCGUCGGGACAGGGCACGCCGACGUCGCCGCGCAAGUCGAGCAGCGCGAGCCUGGGCGGCCAGUCGUCGCCGCCGCUCACGCGCAGGCCGUUAUCCGCGCUCGCGUUCGCCGCGUCCUCGGCGCUCGGCUCGCUCCCCAAGCCGCGGUCAAACUCCUCCUUGAACUCGUCGCGGCCGGCCCCGCCCUCCCCUGCAAACUCGCGCCCCGCAAGCCAGAUCAUCCUCGCUGGCGCGGGCUCGCCGGGCGUCUCGCCGCACCUCUCCCCGCGCAUGUCGCCCGGCAUGUCGCCCGGCGCCGUGAGCCCCGGCGCCGUGGACUCGCCGGGCGGCACGUCGACAACGUCUGGGUUCAGAGACCGCGCCGGCUCGACGGCGUCGUCCACGUCCUGGCGCUCGCGCGCGCGCCCCAAGUCGACACUCGGCGCGACUAGCCUCGUGCCCUCGCAGGCUCUGUUCGAGGCCGACACCGGCACGAGCGAGUCGGGUGGCUCGUCGCGCGAGCCGUCGGUCGGCGCCAGCGGGUCGGAAACAAUGUCCCUCGCACCCCCGCAUGACAUCGACGACAACGCCGGCGGACACCGGAAUCGCCAGUUAUCGCCCAUGGUGGAGCAGAGCGAGUCGUCUGACCGCGCGAGCUGCCUCUCGGCGCAAUCCCCCACGAUCACGUCCCUCGCCGUCACGCUCGUCCGCCGCGUCGUGGUCCGCGACUAUGCCUUCCCCGCCGACGACGAGCGGUUCAAGGGGCUAGGUCCGCACCGGCCAUACUCCAACUGGGGAGAGGGCGAGCCCGAGCCCACGCCAGUGGCCGAGGAGCGCGACGACGCGCGCGGCGGCGCCGGCGGCGGGUGGCCGUCGCUUUCGCUCCCGUGGUCGUUCUUGGGCCGGCGCGCGGCCGAGGCCGAGCCGGCACUGCAGGCGCCAGACGACGACGACUACACGCUCCCCGAGCCGGACCACACAAACGACGAGUACUGGUCGGACGACGAGGACGGCGACGACGACAUGGAGGAGCCGGACGGGCUCUACCGCGCAGCGUACGCGUUUGAGCCUGAGGGCGUCAACGAGAUGGCGAUCGACGACGGCGACCUGCUCGAUGUGCGCGGCCGCGGCGGCGGCGGCGACGGCUGGGUCAUUGCCAUCCGGCUCGACACGUUGGAGGAGGGCCUCGUACCCGAGGGAUAUCUUGAGCCCGUCACGCGCGACGACUACCCCGAGGCAUGGGACCAGGUGCACGAGUCGCGUCUGGCGAUCAGCAGGUCGUCGCGGUCUCCGUCGGCGCCCGCCGAGGCGGCGGCGGCACAUGAGCAGCACGACGCAGCAGCAGGAGCGGCAGCAGCGGCACCAGAAGCAACAACAGCAUGA
This is a messenger RNA of Vanrija pseudolonga, 1629 nucleotides long. RefSeq lists its product as uncharacterized. The record is from RefSeq and is a predicted model, not a curated record. Gene Ontology annotation, molecular function: protein binding. Bases 1 to 1629 code for a protein of 542 amino acids. NCBI's taxonomy places the organism in Eukaryota, Fungi, Basidiomycota, Tremellomycetes, Trichosporonales, Trichosporonaceae. The transcript has a single exon.